GGGGGGGAAAGCAGCGCUCCUGAUUCAUAAAUAUAAAAAGAUCCUCUGAGGAGGGCAGUGUUUUUGUGUGAUGGCAACUUCACUUCUAGGGGUGAGUCGAAAAAAGGGACUUUCUUUCUGCUUUUAAUUAGUUCUUGUCAUUGUCCUGCCGUUUGGAGGGGGAUUAAACUUACUGCAGCAGAGCCAGUGCGGUGGUUAUACUUUCAGCAGCAAGUUCGUGGAAGUUCUGCUUUAUAGAGCUAAACAAAAAAAACACGCAUGGUUUCGCUCGUGUUCAGGUUGGAAUUUGUCUGCACUUUGACGUUGUUCUCGAUCAGGAGGAGCCGAGGUUAGGAUCGACUCCUUUAGCCAUGUUGGCUGCAACAUGCAACAAAAUAGGGAGUCCGAGCCCUUCACCGUCCGCUAUAUCGGAUAAUUCCUCGUCUUUUGGGAAGGGGUUCCACCCGUGGAAGAGAGCCGCCGCCAGCAGCUGCAGCCUCGGCUCCGGCCUGUCCAGCUUCGGGGUGUCCCGGAACGGAUCUGGCAUUGCCUCGGACUCUUUCGGCAACAACGGCUCCAGCGGAUCCAGUGCCUUCUCUCUCACGUCUGGCACGUCGUCCGGCUCCCAUUUCGGAAACGAUUACUCCGUUUUCCAAGCCUCGAGCAACUCUCAAGAGUCCAGCCAUCAGCCGGUCUUCAUCUCCAAGGUGCACACUUCGGUGGACAGCUUGCAAGGCAUUUAUCCGAGGAUGAGCGUUGCGCACCCGUACGAGUCCUGGUUCAAGUCAUCCCACCCCGGGAUCCCGGCGGGGGAGGUCGGCACCACCGGAGCUUCUGCCUGGUGGGACGUGGGAGCAGCGGGGUGGAUUGACGUUCAGAACCCGAAUGGAGCAGCACUACAAUCGUCCUUACACUCCGGUGGACUGCAGACCUCCUUACACUCUCCCCUCGGAGGAUAUAAUUCUGACUACUCCAGUUUAAGUCACUCUGCUUUCAGCACGAGCCCCUCUCCACACCUGUUGACAACCGGCCAACACCUGAUGGACGGUUUCAAGCCGGUGUUACCCUCUUAUCCGGACACGAGCCCCUCGCCGCUAACUGGAGCAGGUGGGACUAUGCUCUCGGGGGGUCCCCCUGCAGCAUUAGCGGGCUCCCCGAGGUCCUCCGCUCGACGGUACUCGGGCAGAGCCACCUGCGACUGCCCGAACUGCCAAGAGGCGGAGAGACUGGGACCGGCGGGCGCCAGCCUGCGGCGGAAAGGCCUACACAGCUGCCACAUCCCCGGCUGUGGGAAGGUGUACGGCAAAACGUCGCACCUGAAGGCACACCUGCGGUGGCACACCGGCGAGAGGCCGUUCGUGUGCAACUGGCUGUUCUGCGGGAAGAGGUUUACGCGCUCCGACGAGCUUCAGAGGCACUUGCGCACACACACCGGCGAGAAGCGCUUUGCGUGUCCGGUGUGCAACAAGAGGUUCAUGCGCAGCGACCACCUGAGCAAGCACGUAAAAACUCACAGCGCCGGGGGGUCCGCUGGCUCCGGCUCCGGGGGCAGCGGGGGGAAGAGGGGCAGCGACACCGAUAGCGAGCACAGCGCGCCGGGGAGCCCUCCGUGCCAUUCCCCCGACUUGUUGCACCCACCUGAAUCCACCCAGGGAGUGGGCAUGAAUGGCCUCUAAAACUACAUCAUGUUAAGUAAAAAUAAAAUUGAAGAAGAAGAAGAAGAAGAAAGAAAAAAAAAUGCAAACGAGUGGACAUACUUUAGUGUAUGCGAUCAGCUCUAUCCUGACUGUUGUCAAUUAAGUGUUUAAGUCUGCAAUCUGCGUCAUUUCAGCUGUGCCAUUAAAAGCGUCAAAAUUAGUGACUUCAGGCGUGAAAGUGAAAAUAAUCUCUUGAAUUUCUCAGUAUGACAUGAAAAAACAAACAAACAAACAACGCUUUGAAAUAUGGAGGCCUUGGAAAAGUUGCGCUCCUGCUGUCAAAACUGUCCUAAAAAAA
Poecilia latipinna (sailfin molly) is the source of this 1974-nucleotide messenger RNA. RefSeq names its product sp8 transcription factor b (gene sp8b). The transcript has 2 exons. Gene Ontology annotation, molecular function: RNA polymerase II cis-regulatory region sequence-specific DNA binding; DNA-binding transcription factor activity, RNA polymerase II-specific. The record is from RefSeq and is a predicted model, not a curated record. Gene Ontology annotation, biological process: regulation of transcription by RNA polymerase II. Lineage: Eukaryota; Metazoa; Chordata; Actinopteri; Cyprinodontiformes; Poeciliidae. Bases 351 to 1655 code for a protein of 434 amino acids.